GACGAAUUAAUUCAAAUAUAGACGUCCAUCGUACGGCCGCGACCAGCUUCAGAUUAGUGCUUUGCCAUGCUAAUUGUGCAAUCCAGAAUCCAACACAAACCAUGCACUCUGCCCACGCACCGUUUCCUUUCGAUCUUUCAUGUCAAUCAGACAUCGAGUCAUCAUCCUCUGAGUCACUACCAUUAUCCUCCUCGAUGGCAGGCACCUCAAAACGAGCAGCCAGCGAUUCAAACUCACCCACCUCGUCCACAAAACCCAGCCCGUCCCACUCGAACUGACAAUCGGCAUCGCCGAGGUGCUCGUUGAAGCCCUUGAUGACGCCCGUGAGGCCGUACUCCUCCGCCUCGUCCAGCCGCGCCUUGUGGACCACCUCUCGCAGACCGAAAGGCCUCCUUCCCUGCUGGCCGACCUCAGCGGAAAAGCACCGCAGUGGUGGGGCAUGCACCACCUGGCCGUCCGCUUCUCGACUGCCCCCCACCACCUCCGUGUUGCCACUCGCGUGAAAUACAGCAGACGCGACGAAGUGGUCCAUGGCUUCAUGAACGCGAUGGCCGAGUCUGCCGUGGGAGCGUAGUUGAAUGCCGCUGACGGUCUGGUGUGCAGUGUCUCUGUCGAAGCAAAGUGCGGCGAUCCGCCAUGCGAUGCCCGCUGCCUCUUGUGGGCCGAAAUGGAGGAGGGAGGGGACGGGGUCGUUGGGUGGGCCGUCAUUGUGAGGCGUGAGGGGCAGCAGAUGGGUCAGCAGAGCGGCAAUCUCACGUUGGGGCCUGAGUGCAGCGUUGACGGCGUUCAUGACCUCAUCAGGAAUGGCGUUGAGGAUGCGCACAUACUCAUGCUUGACAAUCUCGCACUCGCGCUGACGCUCGAUGGUCUUGUUUGCUGCGUCGCCUUCCUCAGUCGAGGGCGGAUCGGAUUCUUCAGCUGGCAGAGGCGCGUCGGCGCGCCAAUGCAGUCGAAUCUUCUCUUUGCGCCGACGCUCGAUGGCCUUGGUUGUUGCGUCUCCUUCCUCAGUCGAGGGCGGAUCGGAUUCUUCAGCUGGCAGAGGCGCGCCAGCGCGCAGCAGCAGUCGAGUCUUCUCUUUGGCCAUCUCGAUAGUUUUCUCUCGUUUCUCUCUCGCCCUUCCCUCGGUCGCCAGCGGCUCUUCCAGCGCACACCUGAUAUCGCGACUGAAGCAACGCAUCAGCUGAGGACCCUCCUCCAUCAGGACACUCGCCGGCAGAUGCUUGCAGAGAAACUCCAGCAGCCGGGGCUCGUCGACAAGGUAUGCCUGAUCGAUCGGCCUCACGCGGUCCUCUCGGUCAUCCCAGUCGUCGCCGCCCCGACUGUUGAGGGGAGCGCCGAACUCAUAGAGGAGCUCAUAGAAUCCACGAGCGAAGUUCAUAGUGAAGCAUGCAUGGUCCACGAUCCCGUGGAUGGGCUGAUAUGUCCCGUCAUAGUAAAAGUCAGUCGCCAGGCUGCGUUUGUGCUUCAACAAGCGGCGGAUGCACGGGAGAAGCGCGUCGAAGUACUGCUCAUACACAUCCUCGGGCGGACAAGGCGUGUGCUCCUCAUCAAUAAAAAACAAUAUGUGCUCGUCAACAAUGGGAUUGUCGCUGAGAAUACCAUCCAAAGCCGCGAGGUUGGCUUUGUGGAAGGCCAUGGUCACCAACUCCUUGUCACCACGUGCUCCUCCCGCAAUCAAGGCUUUGACGAUGUGCUUCUGUCGCUUGCGAGAUGGCCACAUCGGAAGCACAACGGGAACUCCGGUCGCCUUCGUCUGCCUCGUGUGUUGCCAGUUCAGACCAGGGCAUCCACCUGAUGGCAUCGAGAAUUGCCACACGAAUGAUAUGAAUGUAAUGUUACCCUUGUCCCACGGCUUGCCUGUUGGAUCGUCAAUCGCCAAAUCAAUCAAACCCAACUCCAACUCGUCCAAUCUAGAACGUCUCCUCCAACUCGACAUUUUUGGGAUCCGCAUGCGGGUGAUUCUCACUCGCAGACUUGCAUCCGCCCCCUGCUGGAUCAGCCUCGACACGUCACGCCCUGUGAUGUUCCGCCGCAGAAGCCGACACACUAACCUCUCGCUGGCCUCAUUCGUGUCGGCGGGAAAGAUGAUGGCCACCGAGCGGUCGUUGAGCACUACUUGACGCUCAUCACUGCCAGCGUUGGACGAGUUGCUGCUUGGCGCUCCGGCAUCACCAGCCAGAAAGUCCUCGAGGGCAAGACGAUAUCGACGCCUCUUGUGUUUGCCUUCUUGGUCAGGCGGGAAGUCAGCCAGACGCUUGGGAUGGUCUGGAGGUCGCUCGCGAGGGGGAGGCACUGGCACGUCCCGGCCGCUCCUCGUAUGGACCAUCACGGAUGGACGCACUGAUGGGGUGAAUGAGAGACGGUCAGCAAGUUGCUUGGGGUGGCGUGGUGGACCGUUUCUCAGGCUCAUGCUGUUGGUUGCCGGCUCAUCGGGUGGUUAGGGGUAGGUGUGGGUCGCUGGAAGGACGGUGGAGGGCUGGAGAGAGUGCCGCUGGGGAAGAGGGGACUGCUGCUGCAGGUGUCUGACCAAGAUGCCUGCGUCAC
Molecule: messenger RNA, 2544 nt
Organism: Vitrella brassicaformis
Lineage: Eukaryota; Vitrellaceae
Source: the annotation of a GenBank genome assembly